Molecule: messenger RNA, 5025 nt
Organism: Macrosteles quadrilineatus (aster leafhopper)
Lineage: Eukaryota; Metazoa; Arthropoda; Insecta; Hemiptera; Cicadellidae
Exons: 3
Coding region: 255-1598 (447 amino acids)
Source: RefSeq, a predicted model, not a curated record
AUGCAUUGAUAUCGAUAGUAUCGCAAUAUCCCUUAUGUUCGUUCAUUCAUGGUAUGAUGAUAAUUUUGGGAUUACAGAUUAUUACAGACAGUACUGUCACUACUGUCAGUUCCGUUUUCAGUUUCAGUCAGUACUAAUCUUAUUGAUAGUGAAUUCAGAAGUAUGUCAAGAAAUUUUCUGUGUAAAAUUAAUAACAUUCUCUAAUUGAAUUGAUUCAGUUCUGUGCCUGUGCCUUCUUUUAAUAAAGUACUGUAAUGUCUGACAAAAACCUACAAAGUGACAUUGAUACCCUAUUACCUGCUGAACUUAUUGUUGGGUUGCAAUUGUUGAUUGCUGCGAGGAAUAAUGCCAUACAAACAAUCAUAAGGAAUACAUGGGAUUUAAUUAAGAGACGGCGGAUCCAGCUUAGGAGGAGGCGCGAUGUCCGGAAACGAAUGCUUCGUACACGCCGUCUUCUGUGUCCCUCCUACUUUAUCGAUGCACUAGUUGCUAAUCAUCCAGCCAGAGUUAGAAGGAUUGGCAGUAAACUGAGAACUAAAAGAUGGUGGCAAAUGAUCCAGGAAUCAGCUUCGGACAACACCUGGUUAGAACAUUUUCAUAUGUCGAAGAACACCUUCUACGGGAUUGUAGGGAAACUAGAAAAUUGUGAUACAUUAGUUGUGUUACUAAACAGAAAAGGUUCACUAGAUGUCAGCACAAAAGUGGCCAUAGCAAUCUACAAGUUGGCAAAUGCUUGUGAAUACUCAGUAGUCGGAAACCUAUUUGGUGUUCAUAAAAGCACUGUUUUUGUCUGCCUGAAUCAGGUUUGCAAAGCUAUAAAUGAUUUCCUUCUUCCUAUACACGUUAGAAUGCCCACUUUAGAAGAAGCUUUAGACAUUGCCGAUGAUUUUGAAGGAUUUUGUGGCCUUCCCCAAGUGAUUGGAGCUGUUGACUGCACCCAUAUUCCUAUCAACCCACCAACCAAAAACUGCACAGACUACAAAAAUGAAAAGGAUUGGUCUUCAAUGAUUUUACAAGCAGUCGUUGAUAACAAGUAUAUGUUUAGAAACAUUUCUUGCAACAAACCAGGUACAAGUCAUCAUGCGUUGGUUUUGACAGAUUCUGAACUGUGCCGAAAUGUAGAAGACUAUCUUCCUUCGGCUCCAAAAUACAUAGAAGAUGGCUGUAUUGAUUUUUAUUUAGUUGGGAGUAAAUCACAUCCAACACUUCCUUGGCUACUUACUCCGUAUGCAGAACCCUGUGAUGAGUACAAAGAGUCAUUCAACCUUUACCUUGAAUCUGCAAGAGAAGUCACUGAUUGUGGUUUUGGACGGCUCAAAGGAAGAUUCCGUUGUCUCAGUAAGAGUUCAGAUUUCUUAGCGAAAUCAAUUCCACUCAUUGUGCCAACAUGUGUCACGUUGCACAACAUCGUCGAGUCUGUAGAGGAUGGUUUUUCAGUUAACUGGCUGGAAAGUCUACAGGAAGAUGAAUUAAAAUUUUCACAGCCGAGUUGUCCUAGUGUUCAAGACAUUGGUAUACCUGAAAAUGAAUGUCCUUUGAGGGAUAUUGUGAUGGACUUUAUGAGUAAAAAUUACGAACUAAGGCACAAAAUGGAAUAGAGUCAAAAGAACCUACCAGUUUAGUGUAAGAAGGAGAUUAAUUUAGCUUUAAUUCUGUAGAACAUUCAAUUGAUGUCUUUACAGUAUACAGUUUUGGAAACCUGAAAUUAUACACUAAUAAACUUACACUAACAAAAAUUCUUAUUGGUCGAUUGUUUAGCAUUGUAAAAUACUGUAUGUCAGACAUAUAGUUUAACUGUAUUUUUUUACUAUUUGAUCUCAAGAAAGUAUGUUAAUUUUCAUGUUUAAAAGUGAUAUUAAAGCAAUUGUUUAGUAAAAAAGUAGUACUUGUGUAAUUCUAAAUACCACCGCUGCAGCAAACCUGCAUACUAAGCGAAUUUCAGUUAUAACAAGACAUAUUUAUUUCCAAUUUAAAUAAUAGAUUUUACGAGUUUUUUUGCUACGGGACAGGGAAGGUAAAAGUAUGUUUUUUUUUUCUUUGCCAAGUUUGAUCAACAUACAUCCAUACACUAGCAAACUAUAACAGUGAUUGUUAUAAGAAUAACAUGGGAUCUUAGAUGGUGUACAGUUAUUUUUGUAUUUUAUCCAUAACCUUUAGUUUUACUACAACUCUUUAACCCUUUUGAUGCAAGAAUUUUUUUGUAAUUUUCUUAAAAAUGCUAGAGUUAUUUACUGUACUUAUUUUGUCCGAAUGUGCUAGGCUUGACUCGGGGCAAAGUCUAGUGUUUGAAAAAAAUCGGUAAACUGUUCUUCCCUUUGAUCUCCAGUUGAUAGGCCAAAGGAUCUCAUAGGCAGACCUUGUAGGGCUGGGCACAAAAAUAUCACGUGGAAGGAUGUCUCCUCCUCCUCUCCACAUUUCCUACAUAAGAGGCUAUCAACUUUGAUUCCCAUCUUGUGUAGAUGUCCGCGAAAUAACCAAUGGCCGCUAAUGAAGCCAACCACCUUCCGCAAGGUCUUCCUAUUCAGCCCAAGAGCAUCUGCCACUAUCGCACCGAUAGGUGUCUGCAGCAUUCUCUUUGUACGUUGCCUUCUGUUUCUUCCUAGCUCCUUAAAUGUUCUAUGCCCAUCCCACGGAUAACCACAUGUCGGUUCUGGACCCAUGAGCGGGCUUUCAGCUCCUUUGUUUGCCCACUUGUCAUUUCCUUCAUUGCCAGCUUCUAGCUCUACAUGAUGGUCGCAAUUGUGAACUGAGCAUUUCCAUUUAUUAAGAGUAAAAGCUUGAAAAAAUCAUUGGAAAUGUUAAAACUCCAUAGCUCCAUGCCCCGUUCCUAUGACCCGAUGUUGCUGAAAAAACUCAAUUCAGUCAAAUCAAGUCAAGUCAAAUUUCAUCAAAAUUGGACUUAAAAUACUCGAGUUAUCACGUCUACGAACACAUCUGAUUUUAAUUUUCUCUCUGGUAUGUUUUCAACCACAUGUUCUCAUUCAAAAUUCAGUAAUUUGUAAACGGUUUACUUUCAUAUUUAUUUUGUUCAUUAUUUUUACAUGUUAAUUUUUGUCUUCUCUUUGCUUCAAAACUGUUCUAUAAUGAACGAAAAUUAGCACUGUUCAUAUUCCAUUGUCCAUCAUUAUCUACGAAUGUAAAAGAAUCUAAUUAAAUAUACAGCCGCAUGUGUAACUCACCGACUCCCUGACUGACUUAUCAGGUAUACACAUUCUAACAUACUUCUAGAAGAGCUACGCAUCUGAAAUUUAGUACAUAGGUCUCGGUCCUAAACCACCCAGAAAGCCUCAAUGCGAAACGCAUUUAAUUCCGCGAGGUGGUGUGAUAUGCUGGAUGCUCUGGAGAACACCUUCCACGUUCCGGCAUACCUCUUGCGUAUCAUAGAGGAUUAUCUCCGGUUCCGCCUCCUCAUGUAUGACACUACAGAAGGCCCACGGACGAUGAGUGUCACUUCCGGUGCUGCCCAAGGUUCCAUACUCGGCCCAGACCUCUGGAAUGUCGGGUAUGGCAGCCUUCUGAAUUCAGGUCUGAGGAAACUAUUUUAAAAGGUUAAAUUACCUGUGUCCGCCAGUCGAUCCUCAUAAGGAUCGACUGGCGGACACAGGUAGUUUAACCUUUUAUUGUAUGUCAUACCGAUCCGGAACAACAACAAACAACAUAAAAUGAAGAAACUAUUUUGAUUGGGUACGUAGAUGACGUUGCAGUUUUGAUAGCUAAACGUAGCGCGAGCUGGCUCAGAAAAAGCUGAACAGAGUUAUGCGUACCAUAAACGCAUAGAUGGCAGACCACGGUCUCUCGCUCAAAACUGAGAUCGUGAUAUUAACAAAAAAGCUGAUUGACACCAUCGUGCCGUUCGUGAUUUAGCUGUGUGCAUUAGGUACCGGUACGUCCGUAUUUUAAGACCAAAAUCAUGAAAAUCGGGCGGGUAGAAGAGCCUAACGAAUUCGUAAAAAAACAAAUUUAACUCCCUUAAGAAAUGUACGGGGAGGCAGUUUGUGCAUAGCUCGAAAUAUAUGUCAAAACGAAUGCCGAUGCUUGAUGGCAAAUCUGUGGUACGUCCAUACCUUUAGUUUAAGGCCGAAAAUUAUGAAAAUCGGUCGGGUAGAAGAGCUAACCCGAUUUGAAAAAGAAAAAACCAAUAAUUUUUAUAGAUGGCAAUAAUUGGUUUCUAAUCAUACGAAACGUGUGUUAAUAAUUCAACAGCUUAUUGUCAUAUUGUUAUGUAAUUGAUCAUAUUCAUCAUUGAUUGUGAUUGAUCAUCAUAUUGACACUAUUGACAGGUUUGGAACUAUUGUGAUAUAUUUUCGUUUACAGUCCAAACCAUUAAACAGGUUCUUUUAUUAUACCUUAAAAUUUAUCAUUGUUUUUAUAUCCUAGGUAGCCUAAAUAAAGUAUUCACAGUAUAAGUUAACAAAAAAGUACUAGACCUAUUACUAUUAUCAGGUUAAGUAGGCUAAUACAGUUCAAUUUCGUUUCUAAAAUUCAUGGUAGGGAGUGAAACUAUUUGGCAUUUUGAAAGAACCAUUUAACUCUUUUGCAUACUGACCCCGUUGCAAGGCACAAACUAGCGAAUACAAAUAGUAGCGCCAGUCAAAUUUUUAAGCGACCGACGCUACUAAUUGGGACCGACGGGAUUGAUUUUAGCGAAUUUCCCUAUAGGGAAGUAGCUAUUACCAUAGUACUCAUGGUAAGACCUGGACCCGGGACCGAUUUAAUUUUUCAUUUUGAGGUCCCUAUAGGCCAAAAACACCAUCAGUUCAAAUUCAUAAAUAUAUUUGUUUAUAUAUAUGUGUCUGUUAGCGCGAUAACUCGAGCAAAAAUGAAAUUUGGUACAAACGUGUAAACCUACGUUUAUUUGAACGAGUUCGCAAUCCAGCAAAAUCGGACAUGGGAACAGGGGUUUAUGGUGGGUUUUAUGGGAUAAAAAUUGGGUUUUCCCAUUUUUGACCCUAAAAACAGAAAAUUUUGCAAUUUCUUUUUAAACUGUUUUGUAGAGCUUAAAAAAAGAAAUAAUUUACUAUACCC